Cucumis sativus (cucumber) is the source of this 864-nucleotide messenger RNA. RefSeq lists its product as uncharacterized. The transcript has a single exon. The coding region runs from base 280 to 702 and encodes 140 amino acids. The record is from RefSeq and is a predicted model, not a curated record. NCBI's taxonomy places the organism in Eukaryota, Viridiplantae, Streptophyta, Magnoliopsida, Cucurbitales, Cucurbitaceae.
UAAGGACAUCUGGAAAGAAAGAAGGUUCUAUACCUUUUUCCAAUUUUCUCUUUGCUUCGUUUUCAUUGGGAAUUUUUCCUUUCCCUUCAAAUUUCCAACCCAACCCAUUUCCGGGAAACCGCGGCUUGUUUGUUUCCCAAGCAAAAUUCUCCAAUCCGUACAUCCUUAUAUAUAAAUACACCACCACACACCAUAUAUCUUCCACUCCAAAAUCACUCAAAUUAUAAAACUUCUGAUUACCUCUCCAUUGGAAGGGUGAAAAAAAGGAGAAAAUUCCCGAUGAUUGUAACAGGCAAAAAACAGGCAAAGAGAAGCAAGAAAUCGGCGGGGGCGGGUUUCAAAGUCGUGUACAUUUCGAGUCCGAUGAAGGUGAAAACCAGCGCCUCGAAGUUUCGAUCUCUUGUCCAGAAACUCACCGGUCAGGACUCGGAUGCUGAGAGAUUCAUGGAGAUGGCAUCGGGUGGCAGUGAUGGGAAUGGAGAAUGGUGGGCAUCGGCGUCGUUCGUUGACCACCAAGUGAUGGGCGAGGAGGAUGUAAUGGUGGGAGGAAAGGUGGAAGCGGGGGUUGGGGGUGUGAGUCCGCUGGAUGAAUUGGCGUUUCUGCAGAAUUUGGAUGGGAAUUAUGCAGAAAUGUUGAAUGGGUUUUGGCAUGAUUCUUCGACGGCAGAAAGUGAGAUGCCAGGUUUGAGUGCACUGCUGUAGUUUCGGAGUAGUUCAUAGUUUCUCCCAUUUUUUGAUUUUUUGUUUUAACUAAAAUGAUUUGUAUAGAUAGAUGAAACCUUUCCCAGCCCUUUUUCUUUGUCCACAUAUAGUUCAUAUUGUUUUGAAUAUAAUAUAUACGAUCAUUUUGAGAAUUUAUAUCAA